GAAUACAGCACUCAGUUUACGUUCAGAGAGCAGUGGGUCGAUCAACGACUGGCGUUCGAUUCGAUGAGAGGUCCUGGCAUCGAGAUUCCAACUUUCUUAAUUUUGACGCCAAGUGAUCAAAGUCAGCAGAUCUGGAUGCCGGAUACAUUUUUUCAGAAUGAAAAGGAAGCACGAAAGCACAUGAUUGACAAGCCGAAUAUUAUGAUCAGGAUCUAUGCAGACGGCAAUAUUUUAUACAGCGUCAGGUAAUA
Soboliphyme baturini is the source of this 251-nucleotide messenger RNA. Lineage: Eukaryota; Metazoa; Nematoda; Enoplea; Dioctophymatida; Soboliphymatidae. The record is from the annotation of a GenBank genome assembly.